Messenger RNA from Argiope bruennichi, 2485 nucleotides. RefSeq lists its product as uncharacterized. The transcript is spliced from 5 exons. Gene Ontology annotation, molecular function: transcription cis-regulatory region binding; DNA-binding transcription factor activity, RNA polymerase II-specific. Gene Ontology annotation, cellular component: nucleus. NCBI's taxonomy places the organism in Eukaryota, Metazoa, Arthropoda, Arachnida, Araneae, Araneidae. Gene Ontology annotation, biological process: regulation of transcription by RNA polymerase II. The record is from RefSeq and is a predicted model, not a curated record. Bases 267 to 2024 code for a protein of 585 amino acids.
UCUGCUGCGGCAGUGUUAUUGCUUUUGUGGUGUGCUGACAUAAUUAGCCGGAAAAAAGAUAGUUAAUGAUGAAUGCUAGUAAUUUUAUUUUAAAAAAUGAUGCGAUCCGCUUUUGAUUUAUGACAUUUAAUGUUGCAAUGAAAUUUGUCCUGAAAUAAAAUAAAAGAAAGAUGCAGACGCAGAUUGUAAUGUGGGUAAAAUUCUAUUCUCAUCAUAAUUUCAUGUCUUAAAAACCUUUCUAUUUAUAGAACAAAAGUGCUAAAAAAAUGAAAGCUCGAUUCCAUUGUUCUGUUCCUGGGUGUUUAUAUUUUACUGGUUCUGAAAGAUUUUUUACUGAAAAAAAGUUUCUCAAUCAACACAUAGCUAAAGUACAUGCAGAAAAGAAAUAUUCUUGCAGCAAGUGCACAAAAUGCUUUGGUUUGGAUUCAUUACGCAAGCUUCAUGAAAAGACUUGUGGCAUUGAAUGGAAAUGUACUUGUGGAGUCAAAUACUCAUCACGAGAAUCUCUCCUAACUCAUGCGAGGAGAACUCAACAUAAGCUACCAGAUCACAUAAUCAAUCCUGAUAAGAUGAAACAAAGCAAAAAUACUGGUCUAAAUACAAAUCCAAUAAUUCUAUUUAUUCAGCCUAUCAUUCAGAAUUUGACCUGCAUACAACCUGCUCGAACAUCAUCACUUACUCGUCCUAUUCUGCCAAAAACAUUACAGCAUCACAUAUUGACUGUACCUUCAUCUAUCAGUGAUGUAAAAAACAUGUGCAAUUUAGUAUACUCAUCUCCACCUAGUGAAAAGUUUGCUUAUAAUAAUAUAUCUCCAAAUUCUAUUAGUGAUUCACUGAGCAACCAGUUUUUAUCUUCAAGUUAUUCUACCAUUGUAAAUAAUAAUAAUGAUAACAAUAGCAAUAAUAAUCUUCCAAAACUCGCAUUAGUGGAUUCUGCAACUCAAACAUCCAGUGACUUUGAAAUUCUUAAGCGGAAAGAAUCCAGAGCUUCUCAGUGUUCUAGAAGAAAGUCAAAAUCAGCAGCUGUUGGUAUUGAAAGUACUCACACUCAAACUGCUGAAAGUACUGUUGUCAAAAUCAAGAGGAAGAAAUCUCGUAGGAAAUCUGUUGCAGUCACAACAGAAUCAUCCACAUUAACAGGAGAUGAAUCAAAUGCAGGAUUAUCUUUGUGGCCUAAUUUCAAAGACUUGAUAUUUUCUGAAAAUUCUGGAAAUCGAGCCUUCAGAAACAGUACAAGCACUCAAACAAGCAAUAAUAAAAUUUUAUGCGAUUCUCAAACUAUAACUGAUGAUGAAUUAUUUAAGCUUGUCUGGGACAAUGCUGAAAAUAGAAAAGAUUCUAAUGACUGUUGCAAUUCGCCAUUUGGAAUGCUUCAGGACAUAGCUGUGGAUGAUUCUCUUUCUGCAAUAUCUGAAGGCUUAUCUGCUGAUGCUCUUAAUAUGUUUGCUUCUAAUUCUUCUGUGGUAGAUUCUGUUUUGUCUCAAGAUAUCAAAAUUAAAGAUGAACCGGGAAAUGAUAUGAUUCUUCCCACUGAUUCAGUCAAUAAAGGAAUGGCGAAUGAGUCAUGUUCUGUGUUUCCUGACUUUUCAGAGUGUGUAAAGCAAGAUAUGAAUAACAAAGUCAUGGAUAUUUAUACUCAAACGAUGGCAUCUAAUGUCUUAGAUUAUAAUCUUCUUGCAAAUAUGGAAACACAGACAACAGAUGAUUUUUCUUUAUAUGACUUAGAAUUCUUAGACACAGAAACACAAACACCUUGGGAGGAUUUUCCCAAUAUUGAUGAUUCGCCUGUUCCUGCAGACCAAUUAUCGAUUGAAAUUCAGACUGAUUUUAGUUCUGAAAUGGAUCAAGAUCCGUAUGACUUCAUAAACAGUCUAAAUGUACAAAGUAUGAUUAAUGAUUGUUCUACAAAAGAAUCAUUUGGCGUGAACUCGGAAACACAGACUCAUGACUGGUCUGAUUUAACUCAGUUUACAAAUUCGGAAUCUCAAACUCUAGAUCUUGCUAAUUUAUUUUUUUCUAAGUAAUUUUCUUUAAAUUACUAGGCUAUUGUUACUAAGAACUGUCUUGUAAUUAAGAGCUUCAGAUAUUAAAUUAUUAAUGCAAAAUAUGUGCCACAAAUCUGUAUACUUAAAAGAGACAUUCCAUUUUAUAUUGUGUACAGUUUUGUUUGUUUUGUGAACGAUUUUUGAUGUAUUUACUUUUAAUGAUUUUGUAAAAAUCAUGUUCGGUUUGUUUUUUUACUGUAUAGUUUUUAUUAUUACAUAUUUGUACAUGUUCCUUUUUUAAAGUUACCGAAUUUUGUUUGUAUGUAAAGAGAAGUGUUUAUUUAUUGUUCUGAAUGUUAAUAUUUUGGCAAGAUCAAAAUUUGUUUUGUUUUAUAUGUUUUUCUUUUUUACUUUGGUUUAAAAUAUCUUAUUUUUCUCUCUACAUGUUUGUAGUCUGCAAUAUUUUAUGUGAUGUAUGUUUGGAAAGUAAAUGCUAUUUA